This is a messenger RNA of Manis pentadactyla (Chinese pangolin), 2362 nucleotides long. RefSeq names its product 2-oxoglutarate and iron dependent oxygenase domain containing 2 (gene OGFOD2). The transcript has 6 exons. Lineage: Eukaryota; Metazoa; Chordata; Mammalia; Pholidota; Manidae. The record is from RefSeq and is a predicted model, not a curated record. Bases 267 to 1628 code for a protein of 453 amino acids. Gene Ontology annotation, molecular function: L-ascorbic acid binding; oxidoreductase activity, acting on paired donors, with incorporation or reduction of molecular oxygen; iron ion binding.
GGAGCGGUUUUGUGGGGACACACGCUAAACCGAAGCUCAGGCACACAGAAUUGGGUGCUUUAUAGUAGAUGGAGGGAACGAAAUCGUACCCCAGGGCUCCUCCGUCCUCGUGGAGUUAGCUGGUUCUUCAAAAGCCCCAGGCAGAAAAGGGAGGCGUUGUGUAAGCGAAAGGUCUUGGGGUUCCGGGUCCCUACUUCUACACCUCCUGUCAAAGUAUGACUCAGUUCACCUAUCUGUAAAAGUGGACGAUUAACCCCGCCUCGUGGAUGGGGAAACCGUUACGCGGCAUGCCGCGUGCUUCUGGCCGAAACCGCCGACCCCACCUCGACCUGGGAGCGUCUUUCUCCACUGCCGACCGUUUUCUGGAGCGUAGUCUUCGUUCCUUUCUCAAUUUGGGAAUUUACAACGGACCCUGGGCCACUAGUCCCACACCCGCCCACCUCAGCUGGGGGCGUGCCCGGAAGUGCUCCUACGGGAACCGGUGGGGCCCAGCGCGGCCGCACAUGAUGGCAACUAGGGCUCCGCGGCGCUUCUGCCGCUGCUCCUGCUUUUGCUCCGAGAACUUGUACGUGGCGCGCUACCGGUUGCAUGUGCGCUUCCGGGACGAGAAGCAGCUGCGCCGGGACUAUGGCCCGAUCCUGCGCAGCCGAGGCUGUGUCAGCCCCAACGACUUCCAGCAGCUGUUAGAGGAGCUUGAGCAGGAGGUGGAGCGGCGGCAGCGGAUGGGACAGGAGUCAGCAGCCAGGAAAGCCCUCAUUGCGAGGUCCUACCACCCAGCAAGGCCGGACAUCUACAACUCACUGCAGAAUGUGGCUCUGACCCCUGAAUUUCUGGCUGCAGUUGAGUACAGCACAUCACCAGGUGCAGAUCUCGAGGGGCUUCUCCAGCAGCUGGAGACAGUGUCAGAGGAGAAGCGAAUCUACCGGCUGCCAGUGUUCACAAUGCCCUUCUGCCAAGCCCUGCUGGAGGAGCUGGAGCACUUCGAACAGUCAGACAUGCCCAAGGGAAGACCCAACACCAUGAACAACUAUGGGGUGCUACUACACGAGGUAGGCCUGGACGAGCCUCUGGUGACACCACUUCGGGAGCGCUUCCUGCAGCCACUGAUGGCCCUGCUGUACCCAGACUGUGGUGGGGGCUGGCUUGACAGCCACCGAGCCUUCGUGGUCAAAUAUGCACCUGGCCAGGACCGCGAGCUGGGCUGCCACUAUGAUAACGCUGAGCUUACCCUCAACGUGGCCCUGGGCAAGGCCUUCACAGGGGGUGCCCUAUACUUUGGGGGCCUCUUCCAGGUUAGUGGGUGUGAUCCAUGGGCAGGGGCUGGGGCAGCCAGAGUGCCCAGGCCUGAGUCCCACUGUCUGCAGGCACCUUCAGCCCUGGCGAAGCCCCUGGAGGUGGAGCACAUGGUGGGCCAGGGUGUCCUGCACCGGGGUGGCCAGCUGCAUGGGGCCCGGUCCCUGGGCACUGGUGAGCGCUGGAACCUUGUCAUCUGGCUCCGGGCCUCUGCUGUGCGCAAUCGUCUCUGCCCUAUGUGCUGCCGCAAGCCCGACCUGGUAGACGACGAGGGCUUUGGUGAUGGCUUCACCCGUGAGGAGCCCACCGUGGUGGAUGUGUGUGCACUAACUUAAGCCUGGCUGGGCCCAGUGUGGGGAUGACACAGCAGGCAAGGGCUCUGCCACCUUGGGUUGGUGGGGCAGAAAUAAACUCCCAGCAGCUCUUAGCACUUCUUGGUUCAAAAGGACACACAGGCUUCUGGGUCAUUCUUUCAGUGUAGGAGCUCAGGUCAGGUCUGUUAGAAGCAGAGCCUGAGAUGGGGAUUCCUGUCCAAGUGGUUCAUGGAGGGAAUACCUUAGAGAAGAGGGUAGGAAGGAGCUGGGCCAAGAUGUUUCAAAGGGCAGCUGGCCUCAGUCUGAUCCCACAGGGAGUUGGAGUAUGAAUCUACUAGGGUUUGUCCCCAGCAUCAGUUAUUGCCUACAGAGUACAUGGAAGUGGGGGGUGGGGAUGAGUAUCUUCCCAGACAUUCAUCAUCAGGGCAAGGUGGCUGGCUCCCAGUGGCUGAGGGACUCAUCCAGAAAAGAGUACAGGUGUGAGCUCUUAGCAGUAGACACCAUAACUUGGGUAAGCACACCUGUCUAUAAUAGUACCUUCUAGUUGGUGUUGAGGGCUUACUGUAGAGGGGUUAAGAGCAGGGACUCUGAAGCCAGACUGCCUGGGUUCAACUUCCGAUUCUGCCAUUUCCAGCUGUGUGACUGUGAGUAAGCCUCUCGACCUCUCUGUGCCUUAGGCUCUCCAUCUGGAAGAUACCCAUCUCUUAAAGCUGUCGUGAGAAGCAAAUUAAGUUUAUAAAGUGCUUUUAACAGCC